Trichoderma harzianum CBS 226.95 is the source of this 642-nucleotide messenger RNA. RefSeq lists its product as hypothetical. Gene Ontology annotation, cellular component: TRAPPIII protein complex; TRAPPII protein complex; TRAPPI protein complex. The record is from RefSeq and is a predicted model, not a curated record. The transcript is spliced from 2 exons. Gene Ontology annotation, biological process: endoplasmic reticulum to Golgi vesicle-mediated transport. The coding region runs from base 1 to 642 and encodes 213 amino acids. NCBI's taxonomy places the organism in Eukaryota, Fungi, Ascomycota, Sordariomycetes, Hypocreales, Hypocreaceae.
AUGUCGUCACUACCAUCAGGCGCCUCCUCCGGCAAGGAGUCGGGCCUGCGCGUGCCCAGCAAUGGCAAGACCAUUUACCACCGCCCCAUCAAUCGCACCAAGACGUCGGAGCUCAGCCAGGCCAGCUUUGCUUUUCUCUUCUCCGAGAUGGUGGCAUAUGCGCAGAAGCGCGUAAAGGGCAUCCAAGAGCUGGAACACAGACUCAACGUUCAGGGCCACUCUAUCGGCAUCAAGCUUCUCGACCUCCUCCUCUACCGCGAACCUGUGCGCACGCAACUGCGACCCCAACACAUUGUUGGUCUUCUCCACUUCAUCAAGCAGAACGUAUGGCAGCACCUCUUCGGCAGGCAAGCAGACAGGCUAGAAAAAUCAACGGAUGCGGAGAAGCCCGACGAAUACAUGAUUAUCGACAACGAGCCGCUGGUCAACCAAUACAUUAGUGUGCCCCGCGAAAUGAGCCAGCUGAACUGCGCGGCAUUUGUAGCAGGAGUUAUAGAAGGGGUAUGUGAUGGUGCAGACUUUCCUGCCAGGGUAACAGCACAUACGGUUGGGGAGGGGGAAAUGUGGCCUGGAAAGACUGUGUUCCUGGUCAAAUUCAGAAGCGAGGUGGUAGAGAGAGAAGCUUUCUUGGCAAAGACUUGA